Molecule: messenger RNA, 426 nt
Organism: Zophobas morio
Lineage: Eukaryota; Metazoa; Arthropoda; Insecta; Coleoptera; Tenebrionidae
Exons: 2
Coding region: 1-426 (141 amino acids)
Source: RefSeq, a predicted model, not a curated record
AUGAAAAGGACUAAGGACGAAAAAGACGGAGGACGAAGGACGAAAAGGACCAAGGACGAAAAAGACGAAGAACGAGACGAAAAGGACGAAGGACGAAAAGGACGAAGGACGAAAGGAACGAAGGACGAAAAAGACGAAGGACAAGGAGGACCAAGGACGAUAUGGGCAAAGGACGAAAAGGACGAAGGAGGAAAAGUACGAAGGACAAAAAGGCCGAAGGACGAAAAGGACAAAGGACAAUGGGCGGAGAACGAAAUGGACGGAGGACGAAAAAGACGUAGGACGAAAAGGAUGAAAGACGAAAAGGACGAAGGACGAAAAAACGAAGGACGAGAAGGACGAAGGACGAUAUGGACGAAGGACCAUAUGGACGAAGAACGAUAUGGAAGAAGAACGAAAAGUAUGAAAAGGACGAAGGAUGAAUAA